Homalodisca vitripennis (glassy-winged sharpshooter) is the source of this 3244-nucleotide messenger RNA. RefSeq names its product zinc finger protein 184-like. Bases 1313 to 2995 code for a protein of 560 amino acids. The record is from RefSeq and is a predicted model, not a curated record. Lineage: Eukaryota; Metazoa; Arthropoda; Insecta; Hemiptera; Cicadellidae. Gene Ontology annotation, molecular function: RNA polymerase II cis-regulatory region sequence-specific DNA binding; DNA-binding transcription factor activity. Gene Ontology annotation, biological process: regulation of transcription by RNA polymerase II. The transcript is spliced from 10 exons.
UGUUUGAAUUGCACUACCUCUGUAUUUUGUUAUUAUUUUUAAAUACUGCUACAUUUGUAUGUCAAUAAAUAUGUAUUUAAAAAUCAAGUGCGUUAUUAGUUCACUGUUUACUUGAUGUAACUAGCUUUAGUCAAUACAGCCUUGAUAUCCAAAAUAUAACACAUACUAUAGAGUUUACAUACGUUCUGGUAUAACCAAUAUAACAUACUUGCGUUCUAAAUUAGAUUUAAAAUUAACACAUUAUAUAGUGUUCCGAAAAUAUUGCCAUUUGAUGCUGACAUCAACAUAUAUGUGUUGUUAAAAUUAAUAAAUACUUUAGGAAAUUAUUUCAAAAAAUAAAACAAUUUGCUACUAAUCACAAUUCUAAAUAUAUUGAUGCCAAAAUGUACAAAACUGUAGAAACUAAGUUCAUGUACUCGUAUAUAGAAAAUAUAGAUUGGUACAUGCUCUGAAGUGGAACGCAGUAGACACUCAUCCAAAGUAUUUUGUUAAUGUUUAGUUUAUUCUACAAUAACUUAUUAUGAGUCGAAUACAUAGUAAACGCCCUUUUCUUUCGUAACUUUUGUGUUCUAGUCUUAACUCAUAUUUUCAAAAUUUAAUGUAAAAUAUAUAACAUAACUACAGCAAUUUGGUAAAAAGUAGAAUGGGACCGCUAUAUAAUAAUAAUUCAUGUGUCUACAAUUUGUAUGAUUUUUUUACAAAAAGAAAGACUCAAAAUUACUUUUCCAAAUCUUCCGAUAUAUCUCGAUAAUUCUGCCUAUUUUUGUCUUAAAAUAUGAGACAGCUUUUUUGCCAUUACAUUAUGGCACUUUUUGUUUCGAAAAACCAAUUUCACCAGUGGAAAAUUAUAUUACCCAAACAGAUACACGCGAAAGUUUCACGUUUUAUAUAAGGAGAUAUGUAGCUUAUAACUGUUUUCCCAAAAUUCUACCAUUUUUGUAAAACUGUAACGUGCGGCAAUUAUUAAUUUCUUACUAACUACGCUUCUACCACCUAAAAUGUUCAAAUCUAUUCUGUUUACAAUGUAUGUUCAUUGUAAAAAUUAAAGCGGGGACUUCAAAUUUGUGUUUUCCCCUUGCGUUUAUAUAUUUAUUCAAACAAAUCAAGUUAAAUAUCGUAGUUAUUAGUGCCAAUUAAUAACUGCCAACAAAAUUGUGGCAGAUAAAGUCAACGAUUAACUCAGAUGUAUAAAACAAGUCUGCUUAGGAUAUAUAACUGUACAAUGAACAUUGAAAAAGUAAUGUUACAAUAUUCACGUGCACCUUCCCCUUAGUCUGGCAAGAUCAACAUUAAUGUUUGAAACAAUAACAAAAUGCUCCAUGUGCUAGAUGAACGCACGCACCAUUGUCUACUGUUUCUCUGCCCAGGCGGUGGCCCAGGUAUGCAGGUGAUAGAGAACGAUGACGGAGGACCCCCGACGUACAAGUGUGUACAGUGCAGCAGAACCUACAAGUACAAGGACAACCUACUGAGCCACCAGCGGUACGAGUGUGGGCAACAACCCCAGUUCCCCUGCAGCCAGUGCCCCUACAAGGCCAAGAGGAAGGCACAUCUGAAGGCACACCUGAGGUGUAAACAUUCAAUGUUGGAAGUUUGUGGAUACCUCAAAAUGAGAAGGGACAGCGUGGAUCAGAGGUUCGGCUGUGACCGGUGUGGCCGCUCCUACAAGCACAAGACUCACCUGCUGACUCACCAGCGGUACGAGUGCGGUGAGGCUCCUCAGUUUCCUUGCCCUCGCUGUCCUUACAGAGCCAAGCGAAAGUCCCAUCUGAAGGCGCACCUCGCCUGCAAGCACUUGGACACCGAUGCGACCGUUGAAGCGAGGAUUGUGCUGCCGUCCAUCAGGAGCGUGGGCUGCUGCAGCUCUGUGCUGAGUGUUAUACACAGAUAUGCAUUUAGUAACACAGGAGACCCCGACAAGAGGUUUGUGUGCGGUGACUGCGGCAGGAACUACAAGCGCAAAGAUCACCUGGUGCGGCACCAGCGCUACGAGUGCGGCAAGGAGCCUCAGUUCCCCUGCAAGUACUGCGAGUAUAGAGCCAAGCGCGCUUCACACUUGCAGCGGCACAUGGUUAACAGACACGUGGGCUGUGACGACUGCGGUCGAGUGUACAAGUACAAGGGGACCCUCACGUUCCACAAGCGGUACGAGUGCGGUAAAGAUCCGCAGUUCCAGUGUUUCGUCUGUCCAUUCCGCAGCAAACGCAGGAGUAAUCUCCACGCCCACAUCGCGUGUCGGCAUGCAAAGAUGUACAUGAGUUCUAGGCACUGUGGAGGUGAUUACGCUUGUGACGGCUGUGACCGAACGUACAAGAGACUCGACUCGCUCACCCGCCACAAGCGCAACGAGUGCGGCAAAGAGCCUCGAUACCACUGUCUCGCCUGUUCCUACAAGACGAAGCACAACUUCAACCUGAGGGCGCACAUGGCGCUCAAGCACAAAGAGCAAUUCUCUUGUGACAAGUGCGGUCGGUCUUAUAACCGCAAGGACAACCUCUACCGUCACAGGCGCUUCGAGUGUGGCGUGGAACCCUGCUUCCCCUGCGUCCUUUGUCCCUACAAGGGUCGCUACAAGGGUCAUCUGCAGCGUCACAUGGUCAGCCGCCAUCUUGCCGAGCUUCCCGCCAACAUCGGCUGUGACGUCAUCCAUGAAGGCGAGGAGCAGACAGCCUACAAGUGCGACGCUUGUAACCGCCAUUACAAGUACAAGCACAACCUGGUGAUGCACAAGCGCCGGGAGUGCGGAAUUGAAACCCACGUUUAUGUCUUAUCAGGUGUCUGUUACGGUGGAAUGAAACCGUUCACCUGCGACGCUUGCGGUAGAAGCUACAAGUACAAGCGCAACCUCGGCCAGCACAAGCGCCUCGAGUGCGGCAAGGAUCCUCAGCUCAGCUGUCAACUGUGCGCUUACAAGACCAAGCACAAAAGCAAUCUCAAGGCGCACUUUGCCACCAAACACUCUGCGAACUUGGAUGAAUGGGCCAUUCUCAACUAGUUAACUGCGUUUUAAUAUUGUGUUUUGUGUCUUGUUUACUUUCAAAUGUUGUUUUCCUUCAAAAUAAAAUCCGUCAAGUGCUGAAAAUCCGCGGAAUCUCUAAUUGAGGAAUAUUUUGUGUGGAAUGCUUGUUCGUUUCUAUGGUUUUAGAUAUAAUUAAAGAUGAUCUUGUUUGGACAAAGCUUUUAACUAGAGAUAAAGCCGUGAAAGCAGUUUUCCAACUUUCCAAAUAAAGCACUGUUCAUUCAA